Zygosaccharomyces rouxii is the source of this 2649-nucleotide messenger RNA. RefSeq names its product carnitine O-acetyltransferase YAT2 (gene YAT2). The transcript has a single exon. The record is from RefSeq and is a predicted model, not a curated record. Gene Ontology annotation, molecular function: carnitine O-acetyltransferase activity. Lineage: Eukaryota; Fungi; Ascomycota; Saccharomycetes; Saccharomycetales; Saccharomycetaceae. Gene Ontology annotation, biological process: carnitine metabolic process. Gene Ontology annotation, cellular component: cytosol. The coding region runs from base 1 to 2649 and encodes 882 amino acids.
AUGCCAUCAAUACAAGAAUUAGAUGACAAUACUGUUUCAACCUAUGCAUGGGAAUCGUCCUUAUCCCAACUGCCGCUUCCAGAUGUCAGUAGAACAUUGGGACAACUCCAGGACAGCUUAACGCCAUUAUACUUUUCCGAUGGAUACUACAGAGCACCAAUGGAUCAUGAGAAACUGCAAGAGUUUAGCCAUUCUGUUAAGGAUUUUUUGAAUAGUAAACUUUGUGAUAAAUUGCAGUCGACAUUAGAAAGUUAUCGUACUUCCAGUAACUGUUAUUUAGAUAGCCUACCUUUGGAGAUCAACAACAAUUCUACGAGAGAACUGGAAAAUGACGUUUUACCAAGAAAUCCACUAUUGAUGCUGGAAGAUGAUAUUUUGCCCAAAGUUUCGCAAGUGGAUAGAUCAGCAAUUUUGGCUCAUGCGGCUCUCAGAUUCAUUUCAGCUUUGAAGCAAAGGGUUUUACCGCCAGAUAGGGAUGGUAGUAACGGAUUACCAUUAACGAUGUUGCCUUAUGAGAAUUUAUUUGGUACCACAAGAUGCCCAGUUCUUGCGCCUGGUGAAGUGGAAAGCUUUGAUCUGAAUAAACCAUUCUCAGAUUCAGAAUUAGAUUCUACUUAUUUGAUCGGAAGAGAUGAGGAAGAAGAUGUUGAAGAUAGCGAUGAAUGGCCUGUUAAUGAUACUUUUAGUCAACAUGGUAUUACAAUGAGGAAAUAUUCCGAUUCCAGGCACCUUUUGGUCAUUUCUAGAGGUCAGUACUACACGGUUGAAGUUUUGGAUGAUAAGGGAAACGUCCUUUAUGAUCCAUCGAAUUUAACGACAGUUUUCAAUUACAUUUUGGAAGAUUCUAUUAGAAACGAAGAUUCAAGUGCAUCUACAGCAUUGGGAAGUUUGACUUCUCAUUCCUUUCGCAGUUGGAAAUACGCUCGAAAGAGACUUGAAAGAAAAUUCCCUGAUGAAUUGCGUUUGAUUGAUUCUGCACUAUUUGUUCUAGUGCUUGAUCAUUCAAGUUUUAAGGACGAUGAGACUACCACUGGCGGCAGUGAACUACAAAUACUAAGAGAUUCAGACGAAAACAGUAUGGUAAAUUCCGCAAGAAACUUGAAAAGGUUAUUUUAUGGAACUUCAAUCCUCAAUGACAAUGGUCAUCAGAUGGGCUCUUGCGUUUCUCGUUGGUAUGACAAACUACAGCUAGUGGUGACAAAGGAUUCAGAAGCAGCCGUUAUUUGGGAUUGCUUUACGUGUGACGGAUCAGCUGUUCUAAGAUUUACUUCGGAGACAUACACAGAAUCUAUUCUCAGGUUGGCGCGGGAAGUAAAUCUCGGUGAUCCUCGAUUCUCAUUAUGGCCCUCCAUUAAUUCCAGUUCAACCCAAAGCACAUCCAACAAGAAAACUUUGGAACUAGAUCCUGUCAAGAUCACCCGUAAGAUUGAAUGGAAGUUUAGUGAUAUCCUUAACACUCAUAUUCAUUUGUCAGAGACUAAAUUAGCAGAUUUAAUCUCCAGGUAUGACAUGAUCCGUCUUUCGAUACCAUUCGGACGUAGAGACGCUGAUAUCUGGGGGGUUAAACCGGAUGCAAUGAUUCAAAUUGCUCUGCAAGUGGCUCACUUUGCUUUAUACGGAAAGAUAAUUUAUGGCGUAGAGCCUGUUUCUACAAGAGGCUUCAAAAAUUCAAGAUCCUGCUUCAUCGAUAUCCAAAGUGAUGAUCUACUAAAAUUAUGUCGAGAAUUCAUAGCAAAUUCAUUGGAUGACACCAGCAAACUCAAUAAGUUUCUAAUUGCAUGUAAAUUGCAUACACAAAGGGUUAGAAAUGCCAAAGUCGGUGAUGGGUUCGAGAAACAUUUCAACGCCUUAAGGUGGCUGUUCAAGUUUAACGAACACUAUGGAGUUUCCCUGGAUUCUGAAGACAGAAAAAUUGGUGAACCAAUAUUCGAGAGCCCAAUAUUGGUUCCCUUUUUAGUACCAGAGUUCUUAGCAGCAAAUUGUGGUAAUGCUGCUACUACUGCUUUUGCCAUUACGCCUGAUAACCCCAAUGGAUUUGGUGUAGGCUAUACCCUCAAAGGUGAUUGUUGUGAUUUGACUGUAACUUCCCAAUUUAGACAGGGUGGAAGGUUAAUGUUUAUGUUGAAUUGGGUUUUGUCGGAGAUCUCUAGGAUGUGGAAAGGGGUUACUGGCAGUACAGUUGGUAAAGGGACGGGCUAUAAGAUUAGUCCAACAGUCAAUAAGUUGUACGAAAUGGAUAAUGCGUUGAAACACAUUGAAAGCUCUGGUAAAGCUAUAAGAGGCUAUGGAUUUUUUGAUUUGCAUCCUCACUGGGAUAUCGUAAACGGUUCUGAGCCCAAUUCUGCAAGCAAUUCAUCUGUUCGUCUUUCAUCAUUAGAUAGCGAUAUUGGGAUACCGCCGACAUCGCCACUCAAGCAUUCAAGCGCAGCACACUCUGUUCUCGCUGAAAGAGAGAAACAUGAUACUGGUUUUCAAAUCAGAAGAUUUAAUGGAUCUGAAGAAUUGCCUCAAGAGUUAUAUGAACAGAAUAUGACUGAUGGUCCUUCGAGACCUACUUCGAGUAGGUGUAGUAAUGUUAUAAAUUCCAAGUUUGAAAUUGAUUUCGAUCGUGGUAUGGUUGGUAAGAAAGUAACUUCUGUAUUUGAUUAA